Messenger RNA from Nerophis lumbriciformis (worm pipefish), 1983 nucleotides. Lineage: Eukaryota; Metazoa; Chordata; Actinopteri; Syngnathiformes; Syngnathidae. The record is from RefSeq and is a predicted model, not a curated record.
AUGCUGCGACAGUCUCUCAGCAUUCUCAAGCAGCUAGGAUCGUCUGCUAGAUCACAAGAUGCCAGUGAGCUUUUACAUGCAGACCUGGUUGUGGUGGAGCAGCGGGUGGAGCCAGCCAAGAGAGCAGCACAGAUACUCAACAAAAAGCUUCAAUUCUGCAUGCAGAGUCAGACAGGACCCGAUACUGAAAAACGGAUGAAGAAGCUCCCACUCAUGUUGCUGUCAAUCAGCAUGGCGGAGAGCUUCAAAGACUUUGACGCCGACUCGUCUUUCAGAAGGGUGCUGGAGAUGUGUUGCUUCAUGGAGAAGAAGCUGGCUAGCCUCUUAGCAGACUUUGAAAUCAAAGUGGAGAAGGAGGUUCUGGAGCCUUUGAAUAAACUUAGUGAGGAUGAACUACCAGAGAUUCUCAAAAACAAGAAGCUUUUCGCGAAGCUCAAUACAGACUGGAAUAAUGCACGACUCAGGUUCCAGAGCAGCACCGGUCCACAGGCCAAGCAGGACGGUCUCAAGGAGGAAGAAGAAGAAGCUCUGAGGAAGUUGGAGGCUAUCAAGAAUCAGUAUUCAGCCGAUCUGUAUCACUUUGCUACCAAAGAAGACGACUACGCAAGCUACUUCAUCCGCCUUUUGGAAUUGCAAGCAGAAUACCACAAACAGUCGCACGAGUUCCUGGAUAGAAAUAUAAGUGAACUCAAGGAGAAUCACAACCAGAAAGGGCCACCGGCGAAUCCCUUCAGACCAAAGGUUUUCGGAGAGCCUCUGGCUUCUCAUCUGCUUCAAAGCAAGCGAGAAAUUGCAGCGCCCGUUCAAGAAUGUGUGCAACUGCUGCUCAGAACGGGCAUGAAAGAAGAGGGUCUGUUUCGUCUGGCGGCAGCGGCUUCGGUGGUGAAGAGGCUUAAGACUUGCUUGGAUCAGGGGACAGCCAAUCUCAGUGAGUUCAAGAUGGACCCUCACGCUGUGGCUGGAGCUCUGAAGUGUUACCUGCGAGAACUUCCUGAACCCUUAAUGACCUUUGAACUCUACAAAGACUGGUUCAAAGCAGCAAGUGAAAAAAACCAUACAGAGAAGUUGGAGCAGUUCCGAACACUUCUGACGAAAUUGCCUCGUGAAAACUACAACAACCUCAGGUACCUGAUCCAAUUCUUGUCUUUGCUGUCGGAAGAACAGGCCGCAAACAAGAUGACGCCCGGUAACAUUGCCAUUGUCCUGGGGCCCAACCUACUCUGGCCACAAUCUGAAGGGGAGACCUCUCUGGUUGACAUGGCGUCAGCCUCAUCGGUGCAGGUGGUGACGGUUAUUGAACCUCUUAUUCAGUACAGCUCAGUUCUCUUCCCAGAAGAGGUGUCCUUUGAAAUUCCAGGCAUUCCUAAAGUCCAAGAUGACAAUCCUAUAAUAUCAGAACAGACGCCACUUAGCAGUACAGACUCCACCUCUUCAACUUGCUCAACGGCAAGCAGUUAUUCUUCAAUAUAUUUUUUUUCUUCUUGUAGCAUAUCCCCUCAGGACGGUGUCGGUGUGUCCUCUGGGAAGUCCGUCAGACGUCGAGCAUGGGCCACUUCUGCUCAAAAGGCAGCUACUCAAACAACAACGCUCGGCGGCUCGAUGCCAGAGCAGAACUCGACUCUACAUCCAGCAACGGCGGGUUCUGACCCGGGACCGAGUGCGGAGCAGCGCUCGGAACAGGUAGAGCCCGUUUCGGAGGCCGGUCCGAGCUCGCCGAAAGCAGUCGUGACCAUCGCCACGCCGAACAAACAAAAGAGAAUCCUGAGCGUGAGAAAAGGCAACAAAGCCGACAAACCAUUGACAGUUCACUACAAUAAGACUGGUGCAGCGGCGCCUGACGGGAUCCCGGCGGUGCGUCCUGCACCACCGGCAUCUCCAGCUCAGCUGUUUGGUCUGAAAAGAAAGUCCGUUAAAGCCCCUAGCUGUCCUCCGCCACUUCCCCCUGCAUCACAGUCGAAAGCGGCUCACUCUAUAGCAGAGUAA